AGAUGGGAAAAACCAGUAUGAGCGAGCAUUUGGCGUUUCAUCAAAAGACCUCUUUGAGGCUCUCUACAGAUCAGAAGAAGAGAUGAUCAAAUUCAUGUAUGGUUUAAAUGCAAUUUGGAGUAUAUGUGGCAGAGAUGUGAUUGGUGCAUUUGACCUUUCACCUUUCACCGUCAUUUACGAUCUGGGAGGAUGUGCAGGUGGUUUGGCCCAGGAAUGUAUUUCUUUGUACCCAAAUUCUACAGUCACAAUUUAUGACCUACCUAAAGUAGUGCAAGUGGCAAAGGAGCGUUUUGUACCCUCAGAAGAACGUCGGAUCACUUUCCAUGAAGGAGAUUUUUUUAAAGAUCCAAUUCCAGAAGCUGACCUGUACAUUUUGGCUAGGAUCCUGCAUGACUGGGCAGAUGACAAGUGUAUGCAGCUACUAACAAAAAUCCACAAGGCUUGCAAGCCUGGGGGCGGAGUGCUGCUGGUUGAAACACUUUUGAAUGAAGACAAAACUGGGCCUUUGGAAACCCAGCUUUACUCUAUGAACAUGUUGGUUCAGGCUGAAGGAAAAGAACGAACGCCAGCCGAGUACAGCAAGCUCCUCGCUGCAGCUGGUUUCAGAGAAAUUCAGGUCAAGAAAACAGGAAAGCUCUAUGAUGCCAUUUUA
Molecule: messenger RNA, 652 nt
Organism: Terrapene triunguis (Three-toed box turtle)
Lineage: Eukaryota; Metazoa; Chordata; Testudines; Emydidae
Product: acetylserotonin O-methyltransferase-like
Exons: 5
Molecular function (GO): O-methyltransferase activity
Source: RefSeq, a predicted model, not a curated record